Messenger RNA from Cuscuta europaea, 759 nucleotides. NCBI's taxonomy places the organism in Eukaryota, Viridiplantae, Streptophyta, Magnoliopsida, Solanales, Convolvulaceae. The record is from the annotation of a GenBank genome assembly.
ACGUUAGUUAUUUUUGUGAUUUCAUGAAACAAAAGUUUUUAAAAUAUUAUUCACAUAUUCCGCAUAUAUAUGGUAUUGCAUUUGUUCUUGAUCCUCGUUAUAAACUUCCUUACUUGGCAAAUUGUAUAGAUUACUAUUAUGCUUCUUUUUUUCCAACUCAAGAGUUCGAUGAUAAUCUCAUCGACCCUAAACAAGAAUUCAACGAGGUUAAUAAUUUAUUUCAUCAAUUGUAUAAUGAAUUUCAUGCACAAUAUGGUAAUGCACCCCCUCCCAUGCAACGAACAUCUUCUUCAUCUAAAGGAAAAUCAUUUUUAAAAUUCGCUUUUGGUUCUCUUUUGAAAAAAAGUAGAGCAACUCCCGCUACUGAACAAAGAUCAGGUAACGAGCUUUCUUUGUAUCUAACAUUGAAUGUUGAUUAUGAAGUUGGUGAUGACUUUGACGUUCUUAAGUGGUGGAAGGAAAAUGAAAGAACAUUCCCGAUUUUAUCAAAGAUGGCUAAGCAAGUACCAGCAAUGCCGAUAUCAACCGUUGCCGUGGAACAAGAAUUCAGUGCGGCCGGCAACGUCGUAACCGAUUAUAGAACGAGAUUGAGCCCGAGCUCUCUUGAGACACUAGUUUGCUUUCACGAUUGGUUGAAGGCCCAACGAAGAACUCAAGAAAUUACCAUCACUCCCACCCGCCACUUUAUGGAGGAAACAACCGAAGGCGGAGAGUCCGAUUGAUUUUUUAUUACAAAAUGUAUUACAUUUUUUAAAUUCA